GAGGUUCCUGUUGCUUGGUACCAACCUUAAUAUCUCGGCACCUGCCCAUUCGUAUGGACGCAAUUCGCACGCUUCGGGUUUGGGCAACUUUCCGCCGCUUCGCUCGACUGCCUCCUUUGGGAAUCUCUUCUGUUGUGUUGCGUGCGCGCCGCGGGGAACAGGGCCAAAGCAGUCGAGAAAAGGGAGCAUAGCCCGGAUGGCUUCAUCCAUUCCUCUGUUUCUAAUCCGCAAUUCCCAAUCCUUCCCCUCUCCCACUUGGUCCGACUGUCUGACGCCGUGAGGUGGUAGUAUCUGGCUGUCUGGCAGUAUCCAGGCCUAGGUAACCAGUCAAGCCAGUGUGCGCAGUGCCGGUUUUGCCAGUACAGUACAGCUAUACUACUCCUACCACUACCAAACACAUCCGAGUCGACUUUAUCCCACCAGCAGUCCGCCCUUGGGUCUUUUUCUUCGCACCGACCCGACGCUUUGCAUACCUUACAUAUCUCUUUUGCAUGCCUUCUUGCCCCCCCUUCGAAUUGCUGUUUAACUGUCCCCCCCACUCGUGGCCCACUCGUGGCCCAAUCGUUAAUUCAUCGGCCCUUGUAGUCCCAAUCCUCCAAUUAGUUCCAUCUCUCCCUUCAGCGGGUGUCUCUCUGUCCGGGUCGCCAGUAGCAGCAGCAGCAGCAGCAGCAGCCCGUCGGCCGCUGUCUCACAGACACCGACACACCUCCGGGUCCCUAGGUUAUCCCGGGGAAUCGGGUCGCUGCCCCGACCUACCACACACGGGCAAUACAUGCCUUUUGUUAACAAAACACCUGGCAUCCAUCCCAUUCGCCCGCCGUCUCCAUCAUCCACUUGUCUGCAUUGCUCGGCAGCACGACCAAGGUGGUUCCAGUUCCGCACUCUUGGGUCAAGCGUCUUGGGGCCGCUAAAUUUCACACUGCCCCGCUAGCACCGGACACCAAUCCAAGCCUUCCCUAGCGCUGGCGUCUUCUCACUUCCCGGUGAUCAGCCAACGCUCCGCUUGCGAAAUAAAGCUGAUCCGGGUCUGGGGAAAGAGAGCCGAGAAUGCGCUGGAACUACUAGCAGCUACAGUACACUAGACUACACUACUAGUAAGGAACGCUUCCAUCCUCGUCCAGUCGCCCAGCAUUGGAUCCCCUCGCUGCCCGGCUCAUUGAUGGCUGUGGAGUCAGGGCCUCCUUACUAGAGGAUUGCCAUCCCCAACCCUUCCAUCUUGGGUGUCCACCAUCUGGUCUCCAUCCAAGCUCCAUCUUUGUUUCUCUUUCCAACAAAACCAACCGACUCCCUCCCGUCCCUCUCGACCCUAGUCCCCUGGCAUCAAUCAGCCUUACAAGUAUCAUCCUCACACGCUUCAACAAGCUUCCCGCCGAGAGCCUGCUGCCUCACUCCACAAUGGAGGCCCUCAACAUGCUCGACUUUAGGUAUUGCGGCCUUGUCCUUCGCCACAGCCUCGACCUCUUCUACGACGCCUACGACGGUGAGCCGAGUCUGUUCGACGAGUUCAACCCCACCGAGCAUGACGAUGAAAGUGUCACACAAAACUUCUCCUCCAUCUGGAUACAACGACCGCUAUCCGAUUCGACGCCGCCAUUAAGCCCUGCUGUUUCACGAGAACCAUUUCAGUUCCACGGCAUCUGUCACAGCAAUGAUUCCUCCGAUUCCAGGGCGCCUCUUUCCGGAGAACUUCUAUGGAGCCUGGGCUCGCUUUCUGUUUUGGAUGCAUUUGUGAAGACGCCGGAGCGGUACGAACAUGUCGCAGUUCCGCUGAGUUCCGAUCUGUACAUGGUGCGGGAGGAAGCAUAUGUCGACUACAUUCCAUGUCCAGGUUCUGGUCCAGGUUCGCCCGCCCUCAGCGUUUUGUCCGAAGCAGCCCUACCCGAAAUUGUCGAUGAGUUCCCCAAAAUCGACGACAGCCGACCAGUGGUGACCGAAAUUGAACCGGUUACGGAGGAGGAGACGAGCAAGGUUGAAAUGGAAAUGCCAAAGGUCGAACCACCCAAGAUUGGAGAGCGAUCCAUGUCUCUAUCCAGUCAACCCGUUCAACCCAGCCAGACGCGCAAUUGGCUUGCAACUGUUCUCGAGAAGAGACAAGCGACCCCCGAGAACGACAGUGCACCCGUGCUCACCAAGGUACAAGCCGCGUUUGAUGAGGAGCAAUUAAAGAAGACUGUGAGGGAACAUCGUCGUCACCAGGAGCUCACCAAGCCGCGUCUCAACAAGCGCACCCGUGUGCGUUCCAGUGUACCGCCGCAAAGUCGCAAGAAGGCAAAGCAUAUGUCCGGGCACCCAUCGCCAUCACCCUCACCUGCACCAGAAUUUUCGCCAUAUCCACAAUAUUCGCUGCAUCAAGUCUGGACUGGUUGAUGGGAAGGAAAUUGACGGCGAAAACCACCACCACCACUACCGAGAAAGUGAGCAAGGGGAGAAAGUAACAACUGGGAAACUGGAUCGAGUGUUGCCGUUACUCCCCGUCUUCGACUCACGCCUGCACUUUGAAACGCGAUAUGGCGGAAUUGGAUACCGAGGUUCAUCGAACCCCAGCACCAGCUCUCCUCUGGAUCGUCGUCUCAAUUAUCGGCAGCUCAUAACGAAACCCGACAUGAACAUUCAACCUGCAGCCUCACAAUCAUUCGACUAGGCAGUCGAACGAACGACAGGAACUAUUCACGCACUUCGGCCGUCAUUGGCCACCAAACAAACAUUGCCCCCCAAUACACGGGAACGGGGUUUUGGGAACUUUCCGUCUGUUCGGAUCCGUACAAAGCGAUGACCGACACGACAGUUUUCAUGCCACAUUAUUAAGCAGUUGGCAUCAAGCAAACUCGUACGAUCACUCAUACAACCCACUUUUUGUAUACAACACCGACUCGUUUUACAGUUGACUUCUUUUUUUUGUUUCUGUUUUAUCACAACGGAUACCCCCUUUUUCUCGCAUUUUUGUAUGAUUCUAGUUUAGCGAGAAACAAUUACUGUGUUAUAUCUUGAAAUCGCUCGUUUACCCACUCACUCACUAAAUCGCUGGCUCGCUUGUACGCAUGCAUGCUAGCUAGCCGCGCGCUCAUUUCUCGUCGUUGUCAUCAUCAUCAUCAUCAUCAUCAUCAUCAUCGUCAUCAUCAUUAUCAUCCACAACACAUCCUCUUUCUCCUACAGUUACUCAAUAACAACAUACUGUCUAGAUGGGGCAAUUCUUUGAAAGUAUACGGUUAAUCAAAGAAGUUUAGCAUUAGCAACAUCCAUCGUCUUGAAAAAUCCAAAAAAAAAAACGCAAAAACCCUGACG
This is a messenger RNA of Neurospora crassa OR74A, 3282 nucleotides long. RefSeq lists its product as hypothetical. NCBI's taxonomy places the organism in Eukaryota, Fungi, Ascomycota, Sordariomycetes, Sordariales, Sordariaceae. Bases 1396 to 2367 code for a protein of 323 amino acids. The transcript is spliced from 3 exons. The record is from RefSeq and is a predicted model, not a curated record.